CUUGACAAUGAUAUAUAUCUGACCCCUUUAUGACUCCAUCGAAUACAUGAUGUAACGUAUGAUGGUAAUUUCAAUUAAAAUAGUUCAUUUAACCCAAACAUUGUAAUUAUAUGUGUACCAUUAAAAAAAUGUAAAAAUUCUAUGACUGAGAACCAGUUUUGUUUUUAAAAAUGCCCAUUCGACACAAGGUCCAUGUUUCAUUGGUAUAAAUACCGGGGUGCAAUAUGAGUUGAAGUGUGUAUUAAUCUAACUAUUGUACAGUUCACAACAUCACAAAACAACUUCAAUAUGAAAACCAUUGUUGCUAUUGUAGUUUUCGCAAGCUUCUUAGCUGUAUCUUACGCGGGUGUAAUAGGAGCACCAAUUGCCACCAGUAUUGUGGGAGCUCCAAUCGGAAUUGGAGCACCACUCGGAAUUGGAGCACCAAUCGGAAUUGGAGCACCAAUUGGACUUGGAGCACCCAUUGGUCUAGGUGGUUCACUUUUAACCAAAUCCGUUUUGGCCGCCCCAGCUAUUUCCACCGUAGGAAUCGGCGCUCCACUGGGUUUGGGUCUUGGAGGAUUGGGGCUUGGAAAGUCAAUCAUUGCCAGCCCCGGGCUCGCAGUAGCUUCUCCAUGGGGUUAAAUUUGAUUUAUUUUAUAUAUAUAUAACUUAUUUAUUCAGGUGUAUCCAAUUAAAUAAAUGAGAUGAGCAGUAUAA
Aethina tumida (small hive beetle) is the source of this 699-nucleotide messenger RNA. Its product is annotated as chorion class B protein Ld34-like. Bases 289 to 624 code for a protein of 111 amino acids. The transcript has 4 exons. The record is from RefSeq and is a predicted model, not a curated record. Lineage: Eukaryota; Metazoa; Arthropoda; Insecta; Coleoptera; Nitidulidae.